Molecule: messenger RNA, 2694 nt
Organism: Vespa velutina
Lineage: Eukaryota; Metazoa; Arthropoda; Insecta; Hymenoptera; Vespidae
Product: E3 ubiquitin-protein ligase TRIM33-like
Exons: 5
Coding region: 412-1488 (358 amino acids)
Biological process (GO): positive regulation of DNA-templated transcription
Cellular component (GO): chromatin; nucleoplasm
Molecular function (GO): zinc ion binding; ubiquitin-protein transferase activity
Source: RefSeq, a predicted model, not a curated record
AUCAGAUAAAUAAGUCAUGUUAGAUUAGCAGUGAUUUAUUUCUUUUUUUGUAGUAUUAUUAUUUUUAUAGUGUGUAUAUGUGUAUAUAUAUAUAUAUAUAUAUAUGUAUACACAUAAAUAAUUAAUCUUUAAUAUAUAAUUAUUAUGUGAUAAAAAAUAUGAAAUUGUUUCCUAUAUAUUUAUUUUAUAGAAUAUAAAUAUCCACACAUAGCAGCCGUUAUUUUCUAUCGCUCGCGAAAUACCGCGGUCUACUUAAAUGUUAUUUUUAACCAGAUACGUUCUGCUGAAGUUGGGAAGUAGUCUGUAAGACAUUCCUACUACCGUAAAGUAACGUAUCAGAUUUAGCAAUUAUUAAAUAGCAAUGUAAUAAAAAGUUGAUAAAUUCUAUUGAUUAAAUAGUUACCUAAAUCAAUGGAAUUCGUGAAUUGUUCAGUUAAAAAUCAAUUUGAAAAGAGUUGCUUCGGUCAUGGAAAAACAAUUGAAAACGAAAGCGAAAAUAAUAAACAUAAUAAUAAUAAUAACAAUAAUAAUAAUAAUGGGAACGUCAUUUCUUUUACCAGGAAGAAAAAAAAUAGAAAUAAUCAAUCUAUUGUUACAAUUGAACCAAAAUACGUAAACGUUAAUACAAGGUGGAGUAUGGAACAAAGAAUUAAUUUGCUAUCCUAUACAUUGUCGGAUAACGGGAAUUUAAGUGAUGAAUGUAAAGAGGAUAAAAUGAAAAUUAUUCACAAUAUUCAUGAAAAUAAAGAUUUCUUAUGUUCAAGAUGUGGUAAAAAGAUGCAAGAACCUAGACUUCUUCCUUGUUUACAUGCCAUGUGUUCUCCUUGUGUCUUUGACUUAAUUGAAAAAAUUAAUAAUAUUGAUACAAAUAAGAUACAAAACAAUGAUAAUAUUAAUUCAAUGUGUAAUAUUUAUGAAAGAUGUCCUUUAUGUCAUUUUUGUCUGUCAAAUACAUGUUUUAUAAUUCCACCUCCACAUUAUCCAUUACAACAUAGGCUCGUUAUGGAUGUUAUGCGUCGUAAAUUGGCUCAUAGGAUACUUUGCGAUACUUGUUCAGAUGAAGUAAUAGCAAUUGUACAAUGUUGUGUAUGUUUGCGCAACUUUUGUUCUGAUUGUGGUAAUGAACAUGAAGAAAAAACAAAUGUGGAAGCGAAACAAGGCAAACAUAUAGUAAAACCUCUCUGGGAAGCAACCAGAAUACGUCGUACUAUACUUUGUCAAAUACAUCCCUCAAAUGCAUUGCGAUACUAUUGCAAUGCAUGUCAACAGAUAUGUUGUAAAGAGUGUAUGUGGAGUACUGAACAUAGAGGUCAUGCUAGUGAAAAUGCUGUUGGGGCUGGAAGGAGAGCUGCUGCAUAUAUAACAACAAUGCUUGAAAAAGCAAAAAUUCUUUUGAAUUCUCUGCUUAUACAUUACAACGAAGAUAUAUUUUCAAAUGAUAUUUAUAAUGAGCAAGAACAUUUUAUUGAUCAAUGGUAUGUUAAAUAAUCAUAUAUUCCUUAUGUCAUAAACAAAUGUUUGAUAUUUAUAUACAUAAUAAAAUAAGAAAAUAUAUGAUAAAUUGUCAUGUGACAUAAACAAUGUGAUGAUAAGAUAUAUGAUCUAUCAUCAUUAAUUAUAGUCAUUUGAGGUACAGUUAUGCAGUGACUACAUUUUUAAUAAUGACCAUUUGUUAUGAAUAACAACUAUAUAUAUAUAUAUAUGUAAAAAUAUGGAUUUACAAUGAAAAUAAUAUUUAUUUGUAUAUUUACAUGAAACAUACAUAGUAAUUUAUGCAAUGAUAUUAUCUAUUAUAAGUAUUUGUAGCUAAUAUUUUCAGACAGACAUAGACAGGAUACACAGUAAGUAUUAAAGUAAAAACUGGUAUUUAUGUCGUCGAGUUAUUAAACAACGUCCGUCGCGUAAGAGCGAUCCACAACAAGACCAAUGAUUAGAACCAGGGUGACCAACAUGUCCAUGUCCACAUCCAUGAUACCCACCUUUCAUUAAAUCAUUUAUCUCAUCAUUAUUAGAACAGGGCAAAUUUAAGAAAUGUAUAAAUAAAUGUACACAUCGAUUUUUACCUGGCAUUCUUCCUCCACAGGCACAAACAACAUCUUUUUUUCCACCACUUGAACAAAAUGUGCAACAAUGAUAAAUACCACUGUGUCCUUGAUUUAAUAAAAAUAAUUUUUUCUCAUUAUCAGAAAUGUCUAUAAGAAAAAAUUAUCAUGUUUAAAGUAAUUUUCUUUAUUUUAUAGUCUUUUAUUUUAUAGUCUUUUAUUUUUUAUUUUUUAAAUAGAUGUAAAUAAAAAUGAAUUACCAUUUUGCUUGUUUUCUGAAGAAUCUGGUACACCUAAAAAUUUUAAUCUUCUUGCGAUUACAUUGACAAGACUCAAUAUUUCAACUUCUGAACUAUCAACAAAUAAUUCAUUUAUAAAAGAAAUAGCAUCUAAGAUAUGUCUAGCCCUCCAGAGUCUAGCAUAUUCCUGUAUUCUUUUUCGAGCUUGUUUUGUCCAUAUUGACAUGGAUAUAUGUUUUUGUAGAUCUGAUUCAUAUUUAAUUGGAUCUUCAGAAUACCUAAACAGAGAAUCUUAUAUUACACUUAUUUACUGAAUAUAAUAUUAAAACUUAUUUACAUAAAUUUAUCAUAUAUAAAUGAUGAAAUUGUCAUGUGAUAUCUAUCUCCAUUUUAUGCAAGUGAAUAUUUCUAUA